AUGUACGAAAAGGAAAGGGAGCGAGAAUGCAGCAAUUUGAGAUUGGUAGCAUUUGCUGGCAUGACUAUGUCAGCAGUUACGACAUUGGUCUGCGUCAUUUCGGUACCUCUCCUUUACAACUAUUUGCAGUAUAUGCAUUCAGUAAUGCAAUCAGAAGUAGACUUUUGCAAAUCUCGAUCCAGUAAUAUGUGGCGAGAAGUGACCCGUACACAGAUAUUUGCAAAAGUAGGAGGUGGAGUUCGGAAAAUACGACAAGCGGGAAAUGGUCAUUCAAGCUCAGAUCUUGUCUUUGGUGAUCCGGCAUCACCAUCAAGUAAAUUUUGCGGAUGUGGUGUUUCGCCAUCAGGUCCACCCGGUCCACCGGGGGAAAAUGGUAAUGAUGGCGCUGAUGGUGAAAGUGGACCACCCGGCAAAGAUGGUUCUGAUACUCCACAAGAUUUAGCUGUGCAGCUGAAGGACGACUGGUGCUUUGAUUGUCCUGAUGCACCUGCAGGACCAGCCGGUUCAGCAGGACCGAAAGGAAUGCCAGGUAAACAAGGUCCACCAGGUCCUGAUGGAACGGCUAGCAACAACGGCUCGCCUGGUGAACCUGGACCAGAAGGACCACCAGGAUCUCCUGGACCACCAGGUGAAAAAGGUCCUUCUGGGCCACCAGGCACUGUCGUUGGAAAAGGAGGCCCACCAGGAACACCAGGAAAACCUGGAGAACCAGGACUACCCGGAUCUGAUGGUGAGGCAGGUGAACCUGGUAAAGCUGGAUCAGAUGGACCAGUGGGACCACCAGGAGAUGCGGGAGCAGAUGGACCAGCUGGAAAACCUGGACUUGACGGAGACAGAGGACCAGAUGGUGAAGCUGGUGCUCAAGGAUCGUGUGAUGCUUGCUUACCACCAAGGACAGCACCUGGUUAUUAA
Messenger RNA from Cercopithifilaria johnstoni, 912 nucleotides. The record is from the annotation of a GenBank genome assembly. Lineage: Eukaryota; Metazoa; Nematoda; Chromadorea; Rhabditida; Onchocercidae.